Messenger RNA from Microsporum canis CBS 113480, 1842 nucleotides. RefSeq lists its product as hypothetical. Bases 1 to 1842 code for a protein of 613 amino acids. The transcript is spliced from 4 exons. NCBI's taxonomy places the organism in Eukaryota, Fungi, Ascomycota, Eurotiomycetes, Onygenales, Arthrodermataceae. The record is from RefSeq and is a predicted model, not a curated record.
AUGAACAUCAUCAGUCUACUCGCUAUCAUCGCUGCAAACACCAUCCUGCUGAUAAAGACCGUCCUGGUGUCUAAUUUCUUCUUCGAAACAGUCACCCAUGUUGCCAUUGCGUCCAUCAGCUCAUUCCUUAUCGUUUCCGAACUCAGCAUUUUCCGCUCAUAUUUUAACCGUAACUGGCCUCUACUGGGCGAGGACUCAGGGUUCGUCACCCUUGGAACAGCCAUGGUGUUACUUGGUAUAUCGACUCUCGGAGAUUUGAACAACGAGGCAACCCGUCAGGGAGCAAUAGGCCUUCCAUUCUGGAGACUUAUAUUGGGGGCAGGUAUCAUCUCCAUUGUCAUUGGAGCUGCUAAUAUUGGACUGAGUUAUGUGUUCCGCGAUUCAGAUCUCGGAGUCUCCGCACGCCAUGUUCGUGCUCGAGGGGCCGUGGCUACUCAAGAAGCGGUCACACGUAAGGACAGCUACAGGUCCUUCCAGCUCUCUCGCAAGGGAUCUUUGCCUACCUAUACCUCUUCAACCUCCAGCCCCCGGUCGGUGUCAGUACGCCAACCCUCUCGGUUCCCAGUCCGCAUCUCUUCCCCAAUCGUGAACAACCCCGAGGCGUCCACAGGGUCACCCAUCACACCCAAGUCCCCAAUGCCUUCAGAGAUUGCCGCUCCCAAUCUCGCCCACCAUCCUGCAAUCAUCAAGGCGUUAUCCAUAUUCUUUGCGCCUAUCCUGAUACCCAAAGCCAUCGCGCUCUUCCGAUCAGUCCACUCGCACAUUGCGAACCGGCCGCCUCUCCAAGCUCUUCCUCCGUUGGCCUCCCGCGCUUUAAACAUACUCUUCUUCUCAACCGCUCUCUUUCUCGCCCUCAGCCUCCCAUCCGGCAGCAACAUACUAUCCAAUAACAGUUUCGGGACAAACGAUAUCUUCAAACUCACCGGCUCACGCUUUAACACACCGACAGAGCUGCUCUUCUCGCGUCUAAGACGACUAGGUGGACGAUACGAAGUUGAAAGCGAACAUGAUUUAACGCUCAAGAAACUUUUUAGCUCUCCUACUGCAAGAGCAUUAUAUCUACAGCUCGGUUCUGAGCCACUGAUUGCUUGUCCUUUCUGUUCGCUGGACAGCUCAAUCACUUAUCUUUUUUACUAUUUGCCCUUCAACACACUUGUGCCUCAUUUAUUCCACUUCUUUGUCAUCGGUAUCGUGACGUCUAGCUCUAUCGUGGGACCAAAGGUAGCUAGGUGGAGGAAUAAGUUUCUCAUCGGCUCUGUGGCACUUUUGAUGAUUGAACUCUGUGUUAUUCUACGAGCGACUUCUCCUCUCUUCUCCAUUUCGACGAAUACACCCAGUGGCCAGCGCAAUAAGUGGACGCAAAUAUAUAACCAUUACCCGGAUGCGCCAGCGAGUCUGCACGUUCGACUCGUCACGCUACGGCCUUUAGCAUUUACUGUAUUUGACGUCAUUUGCGCUGCUCUCAUUUACCUAUCAGCUACGAAUAGGCUGUUUUAUACUGCAACUACACCUGCUGAGCAAGCACAACAGCUUGUAUCGAUAUCUGCGACGGCGAUGUUGAAUUCUGUCUCGAGACUACAGGCAGUCAGUGUGGUGAGAAAUACGAUUGCACGAGAUCUGGAAUUGAGUGCGGUGUAUGAUGCGUAUUUCCAGAAGAAGAGGAAUGAUGAGUGGGUAUGGCAGGAGGAAGAGGUUGUUGAGGCUGUUGCGAAGGUGAUGAAUGACAAAGCCUUGCAGACAGGUAGCCGUAAGAGCGAAAAUGGGUCUGUAACAAUAGAUGCAGACGAGUACGUGGAAAAGAUAACGGCUGGAUUGGAAGGUCAACAAUCGGUGUUUGCAUGA